Messenger RNA from Theobroma umbraticum, 2510 nucleotides. RefSeq names its product Pentatricopeptide repeat (PPR-like) superfamily protein. NCBI's taxonomy places the organism in Eukaryota, Viridiplantae, Streptophyta, Magnoliopsida, Malvales, Malvaceae. The record is from RefSeq and is a predicted model, not a curated record. Gene Ontology annotation, biological process: RNA modification. Gene Ontology annotation, molecular function: RNA binding; protein binding.
UGUGCAAAGAUAUUUAGAAGAAAUCUUCUUUUUUAUUUACACACAGUUCUUUAAGAAAAAAAAAAAAAUCUUUUGAGGCUCUUCUCCUGGAAAUGCUGUUUCUUUUUCUUACAGAAACAGAAAAUUAGCUGACAUUUUGACAACAAUGAGUGGAACCUUAUCUCAGCCACCGAUUCUCUCCUUCACAGAAAUGGCAAAUUCCGUUUCUGAAAUCCUCCAAGCCCAUGCUCACCUUCUCAAGACUGGUCUUUUCUACAACCACCCCUUGGCUUCAAACAAGCUCAUUUCUUUUGCCGUUAACAACCCUGACCCAAAAACCCUCUCUUAUGCUCACUCCGUUUUCACUCAUAUGACUAACCCAAAUUCUUUCUCUUACAAUUCCCUUAUCAGAGCUUAUGCCAAUAGCCAUACCCCUCAGAAUGCUUUUUCUCUGUUUCGUCAAAUGCUUGAAGGCCCUGUCUUUCCUGAUAAGUAUAGUUUCACUUUUGUUUUGAAGGCUUGUGCUGGGUUUGGUGGGGUGCAAGAAGGGAGGCAGAUUCAUGGUCUGGUGCUGAGAAUGGGAAUUGGGUUUGAUGUUUUCGUGGCAAAUACUUUGAUUCAUGUGUAUGGGAAAGGUGAGUAUUUUGGGGUUGCAAGGAGUUUGCUUGAUAGAAUGCCUAAAAGGGAUGUUGUUUCUUGGAAUGCCUUGUUAAGUGCUUAUAUUGAAACGGGAUAUAUAAGAUUGGCAAGUGGUCUUUUCGAGGAAAUGGAGGAAAGGAAUGUAGAGUCGUGGAAUUUUAUGAUUUCAGGAUAUUUAAGUGCCGGGUUAGUUGAAGAAGCUAGAAGUAUCUUUGACAGAAUGCCUGUAAAAAAUGUGGUGUCUUGGAAUGCUAUGAUUACUGGUUAUGCUCAUAUAAGUUGUUUUGGUGAAGUUUUGGUGCUCUUUGAAGAUAUGCAGCGCGAGAAAGUGAGACCGGAUAAUUGUACAGUGGUUAAUGUGUUGUCUGCUUGUGCUCAUCUUGGAGCUUUGGGGCAAGGUGAAUGGAUUCAUUCUUAUAUUGAUAAGAAUGGGAUUGGUAUCAAUGGUUAUGUAGCUACAGCUCUUGUCGACAUGUACUCAAAAUGUGGGAACAUCGAUAAGGCUCUAUAUGUGUUUAGAAAUGCUUCAAGGAAGGAUAUUAGUACAUGGAAUUCCAUAAUUGUUGGUUUAGGGAUGCAUGGCUUAGGGGAACAUGCCUUGGAGAUCUUCUCAGAGAUGCUUGUGAAUGGUUUUGAACCCAAUGAGGUGACCUUUAUUGGUCUUCUGUCUGCUUGCAGUCGUCAAGGCUUAUUAAAUGAGGGACGUCAUAUCUUUCAAAUCAUGGUUGACGAUUAUGGAAUUCAACCAACCAUUGAGCACUUUGGCUGCAUGGUGGAUCUCCUGGGUCGGGUGGGAUUAUUAGAGGAGGCUUUGGACCUUGUGCAAAAAAGGCCACUGAAAGAAGCCCCUGUGGUUUGGGAGUCCUUGUUGAGUGCCUGUAAAAAGCAUAGUAAUGUGGAAAUGGCAGAGCAUGUUGCUAGGAAGCUCAUAGAGUUAAACCCGCAAGACAGUGCAGGUUAUGUUCAGUUGUCAAAUACAUAUGCAGCAUUACAAAGAUGGGAUGAUGUUAUGAAUGUGAGGAGUAAGAUGAAGGCACUAAAAAUAAAAAAGGAGCCUGGUUGUAGCAUGAUCGAAGUGGAUGGUGUUGUUCAUGAGUUCUUAGCAGGUGAAGGAAUGAUUCUUGAACAAAUCUGAUAUUGAUAAAAGUUUGCAGACUUGUUUGCUUCAGAGAAGUAGCUAUCGUAAGAUAUGGCACAGGCCACAAGUUGAAUCAAGGCUUACCGGAAGUAAUGUGGCAGUGAAUUUGUAGCAUGUACCAUGCAGUAUAGGUGUAAAAUGGAUGUUGAGACUAUUGAAGAGAAAUUAGUGAAUCAUGAAAUUGGUAAACCUUCCUGACUAGUUUAAAUGCAAAUCAAUCCAUUCUGGUCGAAAGUGGGAAUUGGCUGGCCUGUUCUAGAUUCCUGCUAACGAUAGACAAUAGGAAAAUGGUGGCGCAGAGUGAAGUUGCAGUAGACAAGCAUGAGACAGUAUAGUUGAACAUGUAUAAGGGCUUGCUUAUGAUGGAGAUACGGACAUAAGCAUCUCUUUCAUUUGUCUUCUUCAGCUUCAAGUCUUUCCCGGUUAUUGUCCUGCUACUUGGUGUCUCAACUACUGUCGCCUUUUCUCCUUUAUACAUAUUCACAUCUGCUCCGACAACUUGAGGGUGCAAAAUGAAGCUCAUCAUCUGAGUCAUACCAAGCUGAUCGCGAUACACUUUUACUAGUCUUGCCAUCAGCACUAUCUUCUCCAAAUGACAGUCUCCAAAAGCCUCACCAUCCCCACCAUAGAAUCUUGCUCCACCACCAGCAAACUUUGAUGAACACCCUGGCACAGCAUUCCUCAUCCCUUUCUGCUUCUCUUUGGCAGGUUUUGGUUCAGAAUUGAUGCUCAUUCGCUUGAAUGUGGAAAGCCA